Aspergillus uvarum CBS 121591 is the source of this 804-nucleotide messenger RNA. RefSeq lists its product as uncharacterized. The record is from RefSeq and is a predicted model, not a curated record. Bases 1 to 804 code for a protein of 267 amino acids. Lineage: Eukaryota; Fungi; Ascomycota; Eurotiomycetes; Eurotiales; Aspergillaceae. The transcript is spliced from 3 exons.
AUGGCGCCCAGAGAAGUACCAUUCAUCAUCAGUACAUUCCACCCGACAAAGGCGACCGAGUCGCAGCGGAGAAUCGCCUUGUCGCACGCCGCUCGCUCAGCGCAUGCCAAGGCCAGGCGCCUGCGGACGCUUCAAUACCAGGCACAAAAGAAACAAGAAUACCAUGCAAGCCUCUCACGAGAGACUCAAGGCCUUCCGAUCACUGCACUGGACACAUUCCUGCCAGCAGGGAGGACAGACCCGUUCAUCAGUUUCGCAAGGGUCUUAGACCCCACCGAGCAAUUUCUCUUCGAUCACUACGUCAAAGUGGUUAUACCUCUAAUGCGCUGCAACGAGACGCAGGUGCUCUUCUCGCAGCGCAUGAACAGUCUCUGGGUCCCUGUCGCGAUCACCGAAUCCAGUCUUCUCGACAUUGUGCUUCUUGCUUCGAGUCGACAUUUGUCGUGUUGUUACCCGCAACAGCAGCAGGAGAAGCAACGUUUCUUCACGCAAUUGACACUCCAGUACAAGUCCCAAAGUCUGCAGUCACUGAGACGCGCUAUCUCGGCCGAGGUGCCGGCUUUGGAUGAUACGACGGUCGCAAAGGCAAUCAUGCUCGCUUAUGACGAGGCACGUCCCUUAUAUGUUCGCGAUGCCACUAUGCUGAAGCAUCAUAUCGACGGGGCUGUCAAGAUUGUCGCUCUGAAAGGUGGACCCCAGACCUUGGGCUUGGAGGGACUUCUCGAGCACUUCCUUUCUAAUCUCAUUGCCAAAAUGAGAGGUGACUUAGGGGUUCAUGUCAUGACUCCCUGGGAUGUGUGCUGA